AUGAAAAAGGAUCAUAUUUGUAGAGAUAGUCUUAAUUAUUAAACUGUAAGCUAUUAUCAUGAUAACAAAUAAUCAAGACUAUCACAAUAACUUAAAUUAAAGAGCAUAUUGAUAAAACUACCAUUACACCACUAUAUUAGGUUAAGAAGUAUGAACUUAAUGACAAUGAUGCUAUUAGCUUUAAUUGCCUGCUAGUAUAAAAAUGCAGAACCAUAGCAAUACUAAUGA
Molecule: messenger RNA, 228 nt
Organism: Tetrahymena thermophila SB210
Lineage: Eukaryota; Ciliophora; Oligohymenophorea; Hymenostomatida; Tetrahymenidae
Exons: 2
Source: RefSeq, a predicted model, not a curated record